This is a messenger RNA of Urocitellus parryii (Arctic ground squirrel), 755 nucleotides long. It is a transcript of the gene Atp6v0e1, whose product is annotated as ATPase H+ transporting V0 subunit e1. Gene Ontology annotation, molecular function: proton-transporting ATPase activity, rotational mechanism. Gene Ontology annotation, cellular component: proton-transporting V-type ATPase, V0 domain. NCBI's taxonomy places the organism in Eukaryota, Metazoa, Chordata, Mammalia, Rodentia, Sciuridae. Gene Ontology annotation, biological process: proton transmembrane transport. The record is from RefSeq and is a predicted model, not a curated record.
UGACACUUCCGGGUAGGGCGAGCGGCGGGCCGGCUGGGCAGGGCGGGCGGCUCGCGGCCACUAUGGCGUACCACGGCCUCACGGUGCCGCUGAUCGUCAUGAGCGUGUUCUGGGGCUUCGUGGGCCUCCUGGUGCCCUGGUUCAUCCCCAAGGGCCCCAACCGCGGAGUCAUCAUCACCAUGUUGGUGACCUGUUCAGUUUGCUGCUAUCUCUUUUGGCUGAUUGCAAUUCUGGCUCAGCUCAACCCUCUCUUUGGACCACAGUUGAAGAAUGAAACCAUCUGGUAUCUGAGGUACCACUGGCCUUGAGGAGGGACACGGCAGCGCCCAGUCUUCCAGGUGGUGAGGAGAAUGCCUCCUAGCUGCGGAUCGCCUCUACACCCAGAUUGCCUUCUUGGACUCGCCUCUCUGGGCAUCUGUGCCCCUUCCCAACACCCCUGAAGCCCUGCCCUGCAGUGCAGUAUUUUCUCCUUCACCUUUUUACACUCUGAUGAACGAAGUGCCUACCAACUGAGCUGGUUGCCUGUGCUCUUCUCUUGGGAAAGCUCCUCUCGCCUGGCAUCUGCAGAUGCGGAGAGCUCCUGCCUGCACACAGCACUGCGGCAGGAUGCAUGCAGCUCCCGCAGGGCGGUGAGGAGGAGAGCGUACUCAGAGGGGAGAGCUGUCCCAGCAGAUUGACACCAAGCUGUACCUUCAGGAUGAGUUUCUUACUUCUGCCAUCUUUUGGAAUAAAUUAUUUUUCUGCUUUCUAUAGAA